CCAACAGAAAAUAUUAAUUUUGUUGUCAACAAUGGCUUCACAGCAAGCAAGAAGAGAGGAUGUUACUGAUGAAAGCAAACUCCAAGUUGAGAAAGAUAGAGUACCGAAAAUGGCUAGCCAUUUUGGGUCUCUAGCUGAUAAAGUUCAUGAGGAUGCUGCAACUUCUCCUGAUGAUGUUCAUGUCAAGACCACUGUCACUAGUACUGUUACUGAUAAUCAAGGUGAUCAGGGAGAGAAACAACAAUCAUCUGAUCCAGGGAGAAAGCAACAAGUAUUUCAAGAAAAACCAGGAGGUGUCAAAUUUGAAGUUCAUGGCCAAGAACAGAAUGUCUCCUCAGACACAAACAGAGGAACCCAAAUGCAAAAACAGAGCAAAGGUGAUGAUACUGAAGAGACAAAAGGUUCAUCUUUGGAGGAAAUUUCUCAAUACAGAGCAAUAGCACAGCAGAAUUCAAUGGACUCUAUAAGAGCUGCCGAAGAGCGCUAUGAAAAAGCCAAGGAAUUGGGUGCUUCUACAUUGCAUAAUGUUAAAGAAUCUGCAACUCAUGGACUUGGUGCAACAGGUACUUAUACAACAGAAAAAGGUACACAAGCUAAAGACACUAUUACUCAUGGCCUUCAAAAGGGAACUCAAUAUGUUGCUGAAAAAGCUGGAGCUGCUAAAGACACCGCACUCGAAAAAGGCCAACAAGCUUAUGCUGCAACUAAGGAUACCCUUUCGGGUGCCGUACAAACUGCAGCCCAAUCAGCACAACAAGCUAAAGAUUACACAAUGCAAAAAACAGGGGAAGCUAAAGAUUACACUAUGCAGAAAACAGGGGAUACUAAAGAUUACACAAUGCAAAAAACAGGGGAGGCUAAUGAUUAUUUAGCCCAAAAGACAGAGGAGGCUAAAGAUUAUGUUGCACCAAAAACAGGGGAAGUUCAAGAAGAGAGUAAAGGUGCAGCAACUUAUGUGGGAGAGAAGGCAGCUCAAGUUAAAGAUGUUACAUUAGAAACAGGGAAAGGUGCAGUAGGAUAUGCAGGGAAAGUAGCUGAAACUGUUAAAGACAAAGCAGUAGUAGCUGGAUGGGGAGCUGCACAUUUCACUGCUGAAAAAGCUGCAGAUGCUACUAAAGCUAUAGCUUGUGUUACUUCUACUGUUGCAGGGUAUGCGGGAGGGACGACCGUCGCCGUGAAGGAUGUGGUGGUUGAUGCUGGAAAAAAAACAGUGGGAUUUGCGGAGGAUAAGUUGGCUGCUGCAAAGGACUAUGUAGUUUCAGCUGAGGAAAGUGCGGUAGAGUAUGCAGCUAGGAAAAAAGCAGAAGCAGAGAGAGAAUUAAAAGCUAAGAAAUUACAAGACGACACCAAGGGAGAAAACAGAGGAUCAAAGGUGGAUGAAAAAGAGAGCAGAUUCAAGCCAAAGGAGAAAACCGAAGAAACCUCCUUCGAAGGAAAAGAAGAAUCAGGAGUCGGAAAAGAAAGCAAGCAGCAGCAGCAGCCAGUGGAAGGUGCAGCAGUGGUAUUGCAAGCCAUUGGCGAAACUAUAGUUGAGAUUGGGAAAACAACUACUGAACUUGUUGCUGGUCGUGGGGAUGAACCAGUUGUGGCAAUUGAGAAAGAGUCUACCACAAUGAAGAAAACUUGAGAUGGACGGACAUAUUCUGAGCGUUAUUACGUUUUGGUUUUGGUUUUAAGUUGGCAAUGUUGGGUUUUUGAGUUGGUUUUAUUUCUUUGGACUGUCCAAUAAUUAGCGUAAAUCGCGUAGACUUGUGUUCUAUGUAUGUUCUUUCACAUGUUGAUAAUAUAGUCUUUUGGAACUUACUUUUGUGUGGUGAAAGUUAGCCUUAUUAUAUUGAAUACAUCCCUA
Molecule: messenger RNA, 1849 nt
Organism: Solanum dulcamara
Lineage: Eukaryota; Viridiplantae; Streptophyta; Magnoliopsida; Solanales; Solanaceae
Product: seed biotin-containing protein SBP65
Exons: 2
Coding region: 32-1627 (531 amino acids)
Source: RefSeq, a predicted model, not a curated record